Messenger RNA from Malania oleifera, 753 nucleotides. Its product is annotated as F-box/FBD/LRR-repeat protein At4g26340-like. Bases 1 to 753 code for a protein of 250 amino acids. The transcript has 2 exons. The record is from RefSeq and is a predicted model, not a curated record. Lineage: Eukaryota; Viridiplantae; Streptophyta; Magnoliopsida; Santalales; Ximeniaceae. Gene Ontology annotation, molecular function: protein binding.
AUGGCUUCGCCCCUGAAUUUGAAACGCCAACACUCUGCAGCGGGUGAAGCUACAGAUGAUAGGAUCAGCCGUCUUCCAGACUCUGUUCUUUCUCACAUUCUCUCUUUCGUCCCUACAACUGAUGCAGUGAGAACCAGCGUCUUGUCCACCAGGUGGAAGCACCUCUUGGCUUCCGCCAGUAACCUCCACUUCGACGAUUCCCGUGUCGUCUCUGACUACCUAAAUCGUAGAGGGAAAAGAUUCCGUCUUAAAUGUACUGCCGGCCAGUUUCUCGGGUACGAGAUGAAACCUCAUCUAAAUACAUGGAUAUCCGUUGCACUAUGGCAUGGUGUUCGAGAACUUGAUCUUCAUAUUUCACCGCUAACAAAAUCAAACCUCUUGCCUUGCAGUCUUUUUACCAGCGCAACACUGAGGGUUCUAAAAUUGACCAUGAAUGGCGCUGAGCUUAAUGUUCCUGCAAGUGUUCGUUUUUCAAGUCUGAAGAUUCUUCAUCUUCGGAGCAUGGUGUUCGUCGAUGAUGGUUCGGUUAAGUGCUUAUUUUCUGGCUGCUCUGUGCUUGAAGAUCUGCUCAUAGAAUUCUGCAAUUUUAGCAGAAUGAAAGUCAUUGAUAUUUCAAUACCUACACUUCAAAGGCUGACCAUUAAUGGAAGAACAUCCAAUUACGAAUAUAUAAUACCUCAGUAUGAAGUAGUGUUUGAUUUUCCGCUCCUUGAGUACCUCAACUACGUUGAUUUUGGAGUCAAAAGGAUUUGA